GGCUGGAGCUGGAAAGGGAGCGCUUCCCGGGACUCGGCUCGGUUCUGAGGCUCCGAAGCCGACGCCGCCGGCUCAGGCCCGGGGGUGGGAGCUGGACUGCGGGUGCAGCCGGAGCCUGGGAGCCGCCAAGCAGGGAACGCCUCAUGGGACGACCCCAGGGGCUCUCUUCGUGCCCUGCUGCGGCGUCCCAGUCUUAGGCUCCCGGGUUCCCCAGCCCGCCCCGCCCGCAGCCCGCGGCCUGUCUGGAGAAGAGUAUGAGGCCCGGGGCCCCGCGGACGCCGGCCACAGGGCGGCAGGGGCCUAGCUUCAGACCCCCGCGCCCGAGGGUGGCUGGUGAGGAGCCGCGGGAGCCGGCGAGGCGUCGGGGCGCGGAGAGGAGCGUCCCAGCCCGGGCGCCCGAAGGGCCGCGGGACCCGUGUGCGGCCUGAGUGCCAAGGAGGAGGCGGAGGCGAGGCGCCCCGCCGUCCGGGCUCUGGGAGAAGCGGCAAGGGGCUCCGCGGCGGCCCCCGACCCCUGGCCACCAUCCUCACGCUUCUGCUCCCGCGGGGGGGAUGUCGCGGCCCGGGCCCCGAGCGCCGCCCCGGCCCUGGGGCUGAGCUCCGGACCAUGUCCUCCCGCAGCCCCCGGCCCCCGCCCCGCCGCUGCCGCCGCCGCCUGCCGCGCCCCUCCUGCUGCUGCUGCUGCUGCCGACGCUCGCACCUCAACGAGGACACGGGUCGCUUCGUGCUGCUGGCGGCGCUCAUCGGCCUCUACCUGGUGGCGGGCGCCACAGUCUUCUCGGCGCUCGAGAGCCCGGGCGAGGCGGAGGCGCGGGCGCGCUGGGGCGCCACGCUGCGCAACUUCAGCGCGGCGCACGGCGUGGCGGAGCCAGAGCUGCGCGCCUUCCUCCGGCACUACGAGGCCGCGCUGGCUGCCGGCGUCCGAGCAGACGCGCUGCGCCCGCGCUGGGACUUCCCUGGCGCCUUCUACUUCGUGGGCACAGUGGUAUCCACCAUAGGUUUUGGCAUGACCACCCCCGCGACGGUAGGCGGGAAGGCCUUCCUCAUCGCCUACGGGCUGUUCGGCUGCGCCGGAACCAUCCUGUUCUUCAACCUCUUUCUGGAGCGCAUCAUCUCUCUGCUGGCCUUCAUCAUGCGCGCCUGCAGGGAGCGCCAGUUGCGCCGCAGCGGCCUGCUGCCCGCCACCUUCCGCCGCGGCUCGGCGCUCUCGGAGGCCGACUGCCUGGCGGGCUGGAAGCCCUCGGUGUACCACGUGCUGCUGAUCCUGGGCCUGUUCGCCGUGCUGCUGUCGUGCUGCGCCUCGGCCAUGUACACCAGCGUGGAGGGCUGGGACUACGUGGAUUCGCUCUACUUCUGCUUCGUCACCUUCAGCACCAUCGGCUUCGGGGACCUGGUGAGCAGCCAGCACGCCGCCUACCGGAACCAGGGGCUCUACCGCCUGGGCAACUUCCUCUUCAUCCUGCUCGGCGUGUGCUGCAUCUACUCGCUCUUCAACGUCAUCUCCAUCCUCAUCAAGCAGGUGCUCAACUGGAUGCUGCGAAAGCUGAGCUGCCGCUGCUGCGCGCGCUGCUGCCCGGCGCCCGGAGCGCCCCUGGCCCGGCGCAACGCCAUCACCCCGGGCUCCCGGCUGCGCCGCCGCCUGGCCGCGCUCGGCGCCGACCCCGCGGCCCGCGACAGCGACGCCGAGGGCCGCCGCCUGUCGGGCGAGCUCAUCUCCAUGCGCGACCUCACGGCCUCCAACAAGGUGUCGCUGGCGCUGCUGCAGAAGCAGCUGUCCGAGACGGCCAACGGCUACCCGCGCAGCGUGUGCGUCAACACGCGCCAGAACGGCUUCUCGGGCGGCGUAGGCGCGCUGGGCAUCAUGAACAACCGGCUGGCCGAGACCAGCGCCUCCAGGUAGACCGCCCGGCCGCGCCACGGACCCUCGGCGGGCUGGCGUGCCGCCGGCCGUGGUUUGCUUUCCUUCUCUCAGACGCUGGCGCUUUCUUAAUCUUUAUCCAAUAAAAUCAAACCAAAAAAAAAAUUUUUUUUUUAAAGAAAUACUAUUUGGCCAGGCCUGAUGUUAUCCAGGGCAGGUUUUGGGGGAGCCUGUUUUCCUCGUGGGUCCCCUCGUGAAGAACGGUGGCCCCCAGCAGAUUCUCCUCCAGGGAGAGAGAAAGUGGCACCUCAGACCCCCACCAGGUGCGUACCGCAGCCAGGAGAGGGCCAUCCCUGGGUUUUGCGGACUGGCACUGAACCCCGUCCCCAUGCACAUAAGCAGCCGGCAACCCCAAAGCAUAUGGUGCAACUUCUCCUGGCUCUGAAUUACCUCCGCAGCAUUUAGAAUCCUGGCCCAGCCUAGCAGCUUCCUUCUGGUCGUCAGAAGUGAUGUAGUCACAGUUUUGACAGGUGGGGGUGGGGAGAGCCAUAUGUUGCCUACCGAUGUAUAUAAAUAGAACAGCCGCUACACACGGAGAAUGGUGUAGUAUUAUGCAAUGAGAUGAAACAUAGCACCAACUUGCGGACUGUGGCAUUUCCCCGAGAUUUAGAAAUUGGGAUGGUAAGGGGCUCAGCUGGCCUUUCUCAGCCUGGAGUUUAGUGCACUUAGCACACAGGGCAGCUACUUCCAAUGCCGAAAACCCAGAGUGGACGGCAGGGCAGGGAGCAGGGGAGCACUAGGGCUGUAGGAGCCCUGCUUUGCUUCAGCCAGCUGAUCUUUGAGGCUCCAGGCACAUCUCAGAACCCCCCAACCCUCCUUUCUCUCACCAGCGCUGUCCUUGGGAAUGCUUUUCAUUACUAACCAGGAAUGUCUGAGUCUUCUCAGACGAGAUCUUGCUUUGUUGGUGUGGAUUUUGUUUCUUAACUCCCGUUGAGCAGUUCAUUUUUCCCCUUUUAGAGAACCUGAGGGUGCAGAGUGCAGUCCCCAGAACCCCUUUCUCCUCCUGUCUAAGUCAGGGCUCUGCAUGACCAGGCUCUGCCUCACCAGAAAGCAGCCAUCAUGCAAAUGUUAGAGAAUCUGGCUCCAGAGCCCAUAAUGUUUGGGGGACAGAUCCCAUUCUAAACCCUGUUUGGCCCCCACUGACAAUCAAGUGGAUUUUUCUCCACGCACAGUCUGUAUUGGAGGUGGAGGAAGGCAGGAGGUAGGGAGUUGAUGGAAUGGGUGGAUGGAAGCGGUUUUAGAGUUAAAGUUUUGCUUGGGAUGAUCCUUAAGCUGAGGGACGCCCUCUGCUGCAUAGAGGUCACUGAACUGAAGGAAGGUCAGAUGCUGCCUUCAUUGAAAGGCUGGGGGUCUUGGACUGUAAAUGAAUAAUGCUCUUUCAGCCCAUUUUCCUCACCUGAAAAGAAGGUCCCAAGGACACAUGCAACAGAAACAAUGUGACACACCAAUAUAUACAGCUUCUGAUAGGAAGUCUUACUUCUAAGACUCCUAAAGCAUCAGGACACCUCACACUGUCUGCCUGAGAGGCAUGGAAAGCCGUGAAAUCUGCACCCCCUGGCCUCCAAGGAAGCAUAUGUGCCUGGAACACGCACACACACACACACACACACACACACACACACACACACACACAGCAUUAAGAGUCAUGCUUGAAUGUCAGCCUCCCCUUUCUCCUUCCCGUUCAUGACAAGAAGGGAAAAAUGUAUUGGGAUCUGAAUGAUUCUCUAGCUUCGGGUAGCUAAUUUCUAACUCAGAUUAGGAUUGGGACUUAAACACAGCUCCUAAUCUGAGGGUAAACCAGUGACACAGAGCAGCCAGGAGAGAGGACAGUCUUGCUAGAUCCUGAAGGGUAGGCUUCCAGAGAGGAUUCGCCAUGACUGUCACUCAGGCCCGCUGGUGAGCACCCCACCCCUGCCCCACCUGAGCCGUGGCUUUAGUCCCACUGCAGUGACUGCACACUCAGAGGCACAAGUGCUCUAGGCCAAGGCCCCCUCACAGGAUCUAGAAGUAAAGUGUCAUGUUUAUCCCUCCAAAUGAAGGAAAGCUGAAAAGGCAUCCAAUUAGAGGUGUCACCCAGGCAACGAGCAAUAACUUGGGGAUCUGAAGCAUACAGAGGGGGUGAGAGAUCCCCAUGAUAGAGGCAUCUAGAUCAUGAGGACUUAAUAACAGGCAAAAUAGAAGCCAACCCAGAGGAAGUGAGCCCCAGCAACGGCACAGGAAGCUUAAGACCUAGCUAUCGAGGUUCUUUGAGCUAGACAGGCCAAAGACAUGUCCAAGCCAUCCCCCUCACCAGUGCUCAGGACUGCACAGAACCGUGUCUCUGCAGGAGGAGCAGGACCUGCCUACAGAGAAGAAGAACUCAAGACCUUCCUUGGCAGUCUUCUCUGUCAGGAGUGCUUCCUAAAGUCUAUCCUAAAUUGCUCAUGCUGCAGCCUUAGCUGUUUUCACUUCUCCUAUGUUCUGCCUUUGGAAGGAGACCAUUGUAAGCAGCUUAAGCAAGCUGCUGAAGGAGCCUUAAGCAUGGCUUAUGGGGGCAGGGAAGAGAGCCUCCCCUCUCACCAACCUCCCAGAGAAACACCAGCCUCCAGCAUACUAAGGUAGCUCAGGAUCCAGGGCCAUGCUCAUAUUUUUGCCCGUGUUCCCCUAGUCCCCCACCCAAAUUCAGUAUGUCAUUGUCCUUCACUUCAGGCCAGAGGGCUCAGUGUUCCAAAUGCCAGGGGCUGCUUCUCUGGAAAAGCUGGGCUCCCAAAUUUAGGGGGAUUGAUGGAGCCUAGACCCAUACCUACAGACUUAUGUGGCAUCCUGCUUGAGGGUGAGCCCUGAGAACCAGGACCGGGGUCCUACCAUCAUUUCAGGGAUAGUGACACUGAUAGGGACCCCUUUCUUUGGUGCAGGUUCUUCUGAACCUCAGGCCCCAUAAGAAAGGGCUCCCCAUUCGCUUAGAUACUGUGGCCCAUCCCACCAUGCAGGACUCUCCAAUUUGACCCAAAGUUGGUAGCUCACUGCAGUCUGCCGUUGUCCCCGCUCCUCAGGUUGCUGCCUCACCUUAAGCCCCUACUCACCCCUCCCAGGCUGGGACUAUGGGGCCCUAAGCAGCCCUUGACACCCGCUGUGGCCACACAGAGGCCAGGGUCUUAGUGAGCAGCUGGGACUUCUCAGAGAUGAGCAGGCAAAUAAAGAAGCCACCCUUGAUGUCCUUGCUUGCUAAUAAGGCCAGGUGGUCAGGCUCUUCUGUCCUUUGAUUGAAGCCAGAGCCUCUGGGCCUGGAGAAGGAGUCAGAAGGCUCAGGUAGUGUCAUGCCUUCUGUUUGUGGAAAAUGCCAGUCGUCCUGGGCAUUUGUCCAGGAGCUUCACACAUCACAGCAUCAUGUGCACCUACAUGCACUCACACACCAGCCUUACAAAGAGCCACUAGCCCCUUCCCCCAAGGAAAAAUCCAGUCUAGAUCACGUUGAGAAGAAAGAUUCCCCAUUUUUAACUCCCUGGAGAUCUACUAGGGCCUGGAAAAUUCCUCUCCUCCUUGGGGGAGUUUCGCGUACACUUUGCAUGAAUUUGAAUCUGUGUUUUACAUAGAAGCCAGCGUCCAAACCCAAGCCAAACCCUGGAAAAUAGCUGCUAAAUUUACAGCAGGGCUCCUCCAUCCCUGUGGCCUCCUAGCAAAUGCCCUCUUCCUGUGUGCUUUGGGGGUGAGGGUGGCUGAGCCCUCACAGCCGAAGGAGAAGCUUCUGGGGAGCUGAGGCAUAUGGAAGUCCACAGAGGUGGAGACUGCAGGAGCUGUGGGCCAGGUGGUUCCGUCUUACUGUAAUUUCUUACAUUCUUAACAAAAAGCACAAUUCCACACACACACUGUCUGGAAAGCACAUCCAGACAGACUGCUUAGGGCCUUUCUGAGUCCAGAAGAGGCGCUGGGGCUUCUCUGUCACAGGGGUUGUUGUACAGCGAGCUCAUCGCGGUGCCGGUGCCACUGAAGGCUGCACACUCUGUGGGGGUUAGGCAGGGAGAGGGGACGCAGAAGGGCUGCUGGAACCAUUCCCGACCCAGGGCAGGCUCCUCAGCAUGGACUCGGGGCCUGGACUCUUGCCCCUGGGGCAGGCCUAGCACUUUCAGGCACCUCGUUAAGCGCUGAGAAGCGAUGAGAUUUCUGUACUAACCUGGCCCAAGACCCUCUUCCCCUCUCUUUCAGCCUCUUCCUCCUCUCUCCCCUCCCUAGGGAAGCUCCACCUUGCUUUACAAAUCAUUUUCUAUGCUACUGUGUUCUCUCAGGAGGGGGUUAGAGCAUGCGGGGUGAGCCUGCAGGGUUUCUUAAACAAUACAUUUAUUUUUCUGAGCAGUAACUCCAAGACAGGAGUUGAAGGGUGUUUAAAUUAACGAUGAAUAAAAUGCAGCCUGCCACCUC
Neofelis nebulosa (Clouded leopard) is the source of this 6312-nucleotide messenger RNA. It is a transcript of the gene KCNK12, whose product is annotated as potassium two pore domain channel subfamily K member 12. Gene Ontology annotation, biological process: potassium ion transmembrane transport; stabilization of membrane potential. NCBI's taxonomy places the organism in Eukaryota, Metazoa, Chordata, Mammalia, Carnivora, Felidae. The record is from RefSeq and is a predicted model, not a curated record. Gene Ontology annotation, cellular component: membrane. Bases 607 to 1899 code for a protein of 430 amino acids. Gene Ontology annotation, molecular function: potassium ion leak channel activity. The transcript is spliced from 2 exons.